Molecule: messenger RNA, 1770 nt
Organism: Funneliformis mosseae
Lineage: Eukaryota; Fungi; Glomeromycota; Glomeromycetes; Glomerales; Glomeraceae
Source: the annotation of a GenBank genome assembly
CAAAUUGAAAUAACCAUCAAAAACCUUCAACGAUUGAUUGAAGAUAAAAAAGUUGAAUUAAAAGAUAUAGAAACAUUUCCCGAAAUAACAAACCUAUUAAUUAAACAAUUAAUAGAAUUAGAAAUUAAUAAUGGAAUGAAGUCAAUCAUGUGGAUAUAUGAUAGAUUUGGUGAUGAUAGUGAUUACAAUGUAUUAACACACGAAUCAAAAGGUUUAAUCAUUCGAGAAUUAUUAAAGUACAAACUAAGGGAAAAGGCGGUAAUGAUAAUGCAAAAGAUGUUAAUCGAUGAUAAUUAUAUACCCGAAUCUUCAUUAAUUCAUGAGUUGAUCGAUAACCUCGGUCGUAGAUCUAAUAAUGGAUAUUCUAAUAUGAACAUGAUGGAUAAAGCCGAGUAUUAUUUUAAUUUAAUGAUCGAAGAGAACAAGAUAACACCAACGAUUGAAAUCUUUACAACUUUGAUUAAUCAUCAUUUAAGAUUAUUAAACAUUGAAAGGUCAGAACAAUUUUUUAAUGAAGUAAUUGAAUCGAAUAUUCAACCGGAUAUCGCAACAUUUUCAACCUUGCUAAAAGGAUACCUUAAUGCUGGAGAUACUGUUAGAGCUUUACAAAUUCACGACAUGAUGCGAAAGUAUGAAAUCAUACCGAAUCGAACUUAUAUUACACAUUUAAUGAAGGUUUAUAUUCAAAACAAGGAUUUUGAACAGGCGGAAAAGGUUUACACAAUGAUUGAACAACCCACGACGUCCAGAGCAACAUCAUCAUCAUCUCAGCAAGUAAAUUCUGAUUUAAUUAAAUCCAACAUUAAAAGCUUAACUUUUCAUUUAAAAACUUUAUUGCAAGAGACAAGAGAUAAAAAUUAUGCAUAUGAAUUAUACAAGAAAUAUUUGGAAAAGUUUGACAAUUAUGAAUUGAAGUUUACUCCUGAUACGUACUUUUUUACCAUAUUUAUUUCUUCAUUUGCUCAACAAUUCCUUGACGUUUCUUUGGCCGUUGAAUUAUUUGAAGAAAUGAAACGUCGUGAUAUCAAGCCUUCAAUCGUUACUUAUACUAUAUUAAUUGAUGGUUUUGCUUUAAAAGGCCAGGUUGAUGAGGCCGUGGAAUACUUUGAAAGAAUGAAACAAGAUUCUAUCAACCCUAAUAUUUAUACCUAUACAAGUCUGAUCAAGGCUUGGAUUCAAGUGCGUAGGAUAGAUAAAGUGAAAGAAGUUUAUAAUGAGAUGAUUAGUAAAAACAUUAAACCUGUUAGCGCUACCUUGAGGGCUUUACAAAAAAUUCGACGAGGAGAUUUAAUUGAUCAAACUCCAAAAUCACAAAAGGAAGCUCAUUAUUGGGGUGGUAAAUUAUGGGUAUCAAAAGACGUUGAAACGAUCGAUAGAUUAUUUCAAAGUUUCUUAUUAUCCGUGUCAAAUUCUUUUUCCAAUAAUGAUGAUUAUAAACCUAAUGUUAAAACUUUUCGUUACUUUAUUAAUUGUUAUUUAUUUAAAUACGAAAAUUUAACUAAAGCUUUACAAGUUUUUCAAGAAAUGGUAAAAUUGAAUAUUAAACCCGAUUAUUUAAUUUAUUGUUGUUUUAUUAAAGGUUGUUGUAUGCUAGGUCAAGUUGAAAAAUCAGAUUCUAUAUUAGAAAUCAUGAAAAGUCAAAAUAUCAGUCCCAAUGAUUAUAUUUAUAUUAAUUUAAUAAAAGGUUGGAAAAAAAUUCGAAGAAAAGAUAAAUGUGAAGAAUUGCAUAAAGCAUUAAUGAAAUUUAAGCGAGAGAAGGAAAAGUAUUAA